GUAGGGCGGUUCCUCUGGGGCCUUGGCUGGGUGUUAGCCUCCAGGGGUCGGUUGUGAGCCACAGAAAGCCGGGCUUUGUUAGGAUGGCCUGACGCGGCUCUGCCAUCUGCUCAGGGUCUUGGCUCCAAGAUGACCAAAAAAAGGAGAAACAACGGUCGGGCCAAAAAGGGCCACGGCCAUGUGCAGCCGAUCCGCUGCACAAACUGUGCCCGGUUCGUGCCCAAAGACAAGGCCAUUAAGAAGUUCGUCAUUCAGAACAUCGUCGAGGCCGCCACUGUCAGGGACAUAUCCGAAGCCAGUGUCUUCGAUGCCUAUGUGCUUCCCAAGCUCUAUGUCAAGCUGCAUUACUGUGUGAGCUGUGCUAUUCAUAGCAAGGUAGUCAGGAAUCGAUCCCAUGAAGCCCGCAAGGACCGGACACCCCCACCACGAUUUAGACCUGCUGGUGCUGCACCACGACCUCCACCAAAGCCCAUGUAAAGAGAUGGCUUCAUAAAGACAGAAGAAAAAACACUUGGAAAAAUAAAAUUGGACUUACACUUUUUGAAUGUG
Peromyscus maniculatus bairdii (prairie deer mouse) is the source of this 549-nucleotide messenger RNA. NCBI's taxonomy places the organism in Eukaryota, Metazoa, Chordata, Mammalia, Rodentia, Cricetidae. The record is from RefSeq and is a predicted model, not a curated record.